UCGGUUAUGGCGUUUGGAAGCUGGAAGGCGCAUAGUGAUGACGUACACAGCCGGCCAGCGCACUGAGAAUAAACAUGGCGGCGUCCAUAUCGGAGCAACUCGCGGAUUUGUUGAACCCGCUGCCGAAUUUCGCAGACCCCGAGGACGACCAGGAUGACGAGACCAAAGCCAGAGUCGUAGACAAGUUUGAUGAGGGAGGCGAUGAUGAUGAUGAAGAUCUCCCAGCCAGUGGACUGCGGAAGCGAACAGCUGCUUUGUUGGCAGAUUCGGAUAAACGCUAUCGUGGCAGAGUGACGUCGCGCAAGGAGCUUGAGCAGGAGCUUGAUGGCUCUGCUGAUGAUGAUGAUGACGACGAUGAUGAUGAUGAAGACAUCGAAGAUAGACAGCUGGAUAAAGAGAUGGAAGUUGAUGAUGAUGAUGAUGAGGAGGAGGAGGACGAGGACGACGACGAGGAUGAAGAUGUCGGUGAUGAUGACGGUUCACACAUGUCCAGCUUGGUGUCGAAGAUGAAGGGCACUGACUUGAGCUUCCCGAAAGAGACAGACUUCCGCAAGCUCACAGAGGGCAUGGAUGACCUGGGGGAGAGCGAGAGCGAGGAUGAAGGGGAGACCGAGGAUGACUCUGAAGAGGAAGAUGAGGAGGACGACGACAAAGAAGACGUCGGCGACUCAGGAGAUGUGAUGACCUUCUCGAAGGAGAAGGUGGAUGAAGAGGUGGAGAAAGGCAAAGCAGUGAAGAAUCAGCUCGCUCUUUGGGACCUGAUGCUCGAAGGACGAAUUAAAAUGCAGAAAGCCCUCGUGACGGCCAAUCAGCUUCCUCAGCCCGACACGUUCCCCGAGUUCAAGAGCAAAGGCGGGGCCGAGUACGCCGGCGCGCUGAAGAACAGCCACAAAGCUCUGAAGGCUCUCCAGAGAUCUUUAUUAGAGCUGCAGGACCUGCUGCUGUAUCAGAACCCAGAAACCAGAGCCAUCUCGCAGGGGAAGACAUGGGGACGAGACAUCAGCAGCAAGUCCGAGGAAGACGAAGAGGUUGAGAGCGAUGAGGGUGAAAACGAGGAGGAUGGCGACGAGGAGGAAAAGCGGCCCGCAGGUCGAAGCAGACCCUCCAAGCGGAAGCUGGAGACGACGCAGUAUCCUGACUUCAUGGCUAAGCGCUUUGCGUCCUUCCAGCCGUACCGCGACGCCACGCUGCAGAAAUGGUACGACAAGACGCGGCUCACCACGGGCAAGAACAACAAGGGCUUCGGCGCGUUUGAGCGGAACAUCCUGACGCAGGUGGAGCAGGUGCUGAUGGAUAAGGAGCGCCUGCUGAAGCGUACACAGACACGCAGGUCUGACUACAGAGUGCUGGGCAAACCGGAGCUCAGCGCCGUCACCACGCAGUCCCGCAGAACAGAGCCUGAGGCCGCCGAGCCAGUGCUCAAAGCUAACGCACAUCUCAAAGAUCUGGACGAGGAGAUCUUCGACGAUGACGACUUUUAUCACCAGCUUCUUCGAGAGCUGAUCGAGCGCAAAACUAGUGCAGCCGAUCCUAAUGAUCAAGUGGCUAUGGGCAGGCAGUGGCUGGCCAUCCAGAAGCUUCGCAGCAAGAUCAAGAAGAAAGUGGACACGAAGGCGAGUAAGGGCAGGAAAGUCCGAUUCCAUGUACACAGUAAGCUGAUGAAUUUUAUGGCUCCUAUUGACCACAGUACCAUGGGUGAUGAAGCUCGGUCCGAGCUGUACCGAUCUCUGUUUGGAUCCCAGAUGCUUCAGUGAAGCUACUGAUGGAGGUGGAACACACCUGAGGAUCUCGCACACAAUGCAAAAGAGACAUUGCAGUGAUCCGGACCGCUGCGAGCCGGCAGAAUGUUCGAAAGAAAACAAUUUUAUGUUUUUUUUUUAAAAUCAUGUCAUUGCUAUUCUUUGGAAAUAAUUAUAGAAAUCGGACUUUAUUUCUGAUGUGCUUUUGUAAUAUAAAGUGACUUUUCCCCCCCCACACAACAAUGGAGAGAAGUUCUUAUAGCUGAAAAUCUACAGAAUAUACUGUGCUGGAUCUCACAUGCUAGUAUUUGGUAAAAAAGUGUUUAUAUGGUGUGUAAAAAAAAAAAAAAAAGGUAGGUAGUCAGCGGCGUCACUGUUACCGGAGGUUGAUUAUUUUCCUUUAACAGCACAUCCUGAAGGUGCACGUUCUUCAGGCUCCUGCUUUUCCCUUUCUUCAUAUGUCUUCCAUUUAUAUUCUGUGUUCCUACCCUUUUUACGUCUAGUGUUUGACAUUCCCUCUUCUUUUCCCCCUUCCUGUCCUACUUCUCCCUCCUUUAUUUUUUGCUUCUGUUUUUCCCUUUUCUUUUCCUCGGUUUCUUCCUCUCACUAUUUGUCUCCUCUUGCAAUUGUGAACCCUCCAUCCCUUAUUCCUUUCUUUUUGGGUUUUCAUUGCUCCUUUUCUUUUCCUUCCACCAGGCCCCAACACGCGCCGUUCGGUAAUAAUCACCAGACUCCACAAGUGGAUGAAGUUGAUUUUUUUUUAUUGAGUUAAAUUCAGCGGGAACACGCUCGGGUCAGCCGGCACCGCUAUCAUGAAUCAGUAGCACGUUCACUUUUAGUCCGGGUCUGUGCAAAGACGCGACCUUUCAUAGAGUCGGCACCGUCGCCGGGAACUAGGACCCAAACCCUUUCAAGCAGCGUUAAUGACCCUAUAAUUCCACCCCGAAUC
Ictalurus furcatus (blue catfish) is the source of this 2688-nucleotide messenger RNA. RefSeq names its product apoptosis antagonizing transcription factor (gene aatf). The transcript is spliced from 12 exons. Gene Ontology annotation, cellular component: nucleus; nucleolus. Gene Ontology annotation, biological process: regulation of transcription by RNA polymerase II. Bases 75 to 1754 code for a protein of 559 amino acids. Lineage: Eukaryota; Metazoa; Chordata; Actinopteri; Siluriformes; Ictaluridae. The record is from RefSeq and is a predicted model, not a curated record.